AUGAAUAACCAAAUAGUACUCAGUUUAGAUCAUUGUAAUGUAUUGUACAAUACAUAUAUUAGUACUACUACUACUACCAGUAAUAAGGUACCAUCAUUUAAAUUUAAUAAAGAUUUAUCAAUUAAUGAUAAUUUAAAUAAUUUGAGUCAAUAUGCUUUAAAAUAUCCAUUAGUUUGUUAUUAUUGUUAUCAACCAAUAUACUUAGAAUUAAUAGCAAGAUUAAUUAAUAAUACUACUACCAACAACAACAACAAUAGUAUUAAAGUAGUAUCAUCAUUAACUAAAUUGAUUAAUAUAUCUCAUCAAAUAUUAAAUUUAUUAGAAUAUUAUUUGAAUACAACUAAUGAUAUAUUCAAUAAGAUAUCCCUGUUGAAUACUAAAGAAUUGGAAUCUGCAUUAUUAAGUUAUUAUAGAAUCAUUAAAUAUGAUCAUCAUAGAUUUAAAUCAUUAAUUAAACCUCAUUUAUUAUAUCAAUUAAUUACAUCCAAUAAUCAAGCCAAUGAUAUUUGUAAAUAUCUUGCAAUUCAAAUCAUUUCAAUCUAUUUACAAGCUUCUGAAUCUUCUAAAAAUAAAAUGAUUAAUACCCAUGUCAAUAUCAAUAAUUUAACAACUACAACUGAAGAUGGAGAAUCUAUUGAUUAUACAUUCAUUGCAUUAUUAGAAGCUAAACGUAUUUCAAACUUUUUAAGUUUACCCGAAAUAACUCAACCCACCACCAUUUCAAAAAAUAGCAUAACUAUUGAAACUACAGACUUAUCUCCACUUAUCACUUCAAUCUGUGGAAUCUUAAUCCCUAACUUACAUGCUGUUACAACCACCACCGCCACUACUCAACCAAUUGAAGAUACUGGAUUUGUACCAACUAAAAGCGCAGUUGAAGUCUUACGUAAACUUGCCCACAACAUCCAAAUCAACAAACCAGUAAUGUUAUAUGGAAAAGCAGGGUCAGGAAAAACUUUCUUAAUCAAUCAAUUAGCCAAUUAUAUGUCAUAUACUGAUUCAAUUGUUAAAAUCCAUUUAGGUGAACAAACUGAUGCAAAAUUAUUAUUGGGUACUUAUGCAAGUGGUGAUAAACCAGGAACUUUUGAAUGGAGAACUGGGGUUUUAACUUCUGCUGUUCAACAAGGGAAAUGGGUAUUCAUUGAAGAUAUUGAUAAGGCUCCAACUGAAGUCUUGUCGGUAUUAUUGACAUUAUUAGAAAAGAGAGAAUUAAGUAUUCCAAGUCGUGGAGAAGUUAUUAAGGCCAAGAAUGGUUUCCAAUUAUUUUCAACUAUUAGAAUGGAUGAAUCUCAAACUAUGCCUGAUUUGAUUGGAAUGAGAUUAUGGGAAUUAAUUAAGGUGGAUGUACCUAAUGAAAUGGAUUUAAAGAACAUUUUAAUAACGAAAUUCCCAUUAUUAAAGAAUUUGAUUAUUGGUUUUAUUAAAUGUUAUCAAGAAAUCAUGAAAAUUUAUUCAUUAACUUCAUUUGUUUCAUUGAAUAAAGGGUCUCAUCCAAGAGUUAUUUCAUUCCGUGAUUUAAUGAAAUUUUGUGCAAGAUGUAACAAUAUGUUCUUAAGUGAAGGUAUUACAAGUCCUGAUCAAUUAUUAGAAUCUUCAAUCUACGAUAAUAUCUUUGCUGAAGCAGUUGAUUGUUUUGGAAGUGCAAUUACUGAACCAGCGGCUUUAAAACCUUUGAUCAAUGCAAUUGGUGAAACUUUAGAAAUCCCAACUUCUAGAAUCAAUUUAUUCUUAACUAAACAUAUUCCAAUGCUUAUUAAUGAUGAUGAGAAAUUGAAAAUUGGAAGAAGUGUACUCAAAAAGACAAUCACUGACAAAACAUUAAACAAAAGAUCAACAUCUUCUAGUGGUGGAACAUUUGCAAGAACUAAUCAUUCACUUCGUUUAAUGGAACAAAUUGGUGUGGCUAUUGAUAUGACAGAACCAGUUCUUUUGGUUGGUGAAACAGGUACUGGUAAAACCACUGUUGUUCAACAAGUUGCAAAACUCAUGAAUAAGAAAUUAACCGUCAUUAAUGUCUCACAACAAACUGAAGUAGGGGAUUUAUUAGGUGGAUAUAAACCAGUGAAUACUAAGACAGUUGCAAUUCCAAUUCAAGAAUCUUUUGAAACUAUCUUUACUGCAACUUUUUCCGAAAAGAAGAAUGAAAAAUUUUCAAGAAUCUUAUCCAAAUGUUUCAACAAAUCUCAAUGGAAGAAUGUGAUUAAAUUAUGGAGAGAAGCAUUACGUAUGGCAAAAGAUAUUUUAUCCCAACCAGAAACUCCUGAUGAUGAAGCACCAAGAAAGAAGAGAAAAUUGAACAAUAUUGAAAAGACAACAUUAUUAGAUCAUUGGCAUGAAUUUGAAACCAAAAUUGCCGAAUUUGAACUCCAAGCAACUACUUUAGAUUCAUCAUUUGUAUUUAAUUUCGAGGAAGGUUCAUUAGUGAAAGCAGUCAGAAAUGGUGAAUGGCUCUUAUUAGAUGAAUUAAAUCUCGCAACAUCUGAUACAUUGGAAAGUAUUGCCGAUUUAUUAGCUGAAAGUAAUAGAUCUAUCUUAUUAACUGAACGUGGAGAUGUGGAAUCAAUUGUGGCUCAUCCUGAUUUUAGAAUUUUUGGAUGUAUGAAUCCAAGUACCGAUGUUGGAAAACGUGAUUUACCAAUGUCAAUUAGAUCAAGAUUUACGGAAAUAUAUGUCCAUUCCCCCGAUAGAGAUAUUGAAGAUUUAUUAUCAAUUAUAGAUAAAUAUAUUGGAAGAUAUGCCGUUGGUGAUGAAUGGGUUGGUAAUGAUAUUGCGGAAUUAUAUUUACAUGCAAAACAAUUAGCUGAGGAGAAUAAAAUUGUUGAUGGAGCUAAUCAAAGACCACAUUUUAGUAUUAGAACCUUGACCAGAACAUUAGUUUAUGUGUGUGAUAUUGUUGGGAUUUAUGGAUUGAGAAGAUCGUUAUAUGAAGGGUUUUCAAUGUCGUUUUUGACUUUAUUGGAUGGGAAAUCUGAAGAAUUGUUACGUCCUUUGAUUGAGAAGUAUACUAUUGCAAGAUUAAAGAAUGCUAAUUCGGUCAUGAAGCAGAUCCCACCUACACCAGGGAAUGAGGGUGAAUAUGUUCAAUUUAGACACUAUUGGAUGAAACAUGGUCCUGAACAAGUAGUCCCACAACCACAAUAUAUCAUUACUCCAUUUGUUGAAAAGAAUAUGUUGAAUUUAGUUAGAGCUACUUCUGGUAGAAGAUUUCCGGUAUUGAUUCAAGGUCCAACAUCAACUGGUAAAACAUCAAUGAUUAAUUAUUUAGCCAAUAUCACGGGACAUAAAUUCGUCAGAAUUAAUAAUCAUGAACAUACAGAUUUGCAAGAAUAUUUAGGGACUUAUAUCUCCGAUAGUACUGGGAAAUUAGUAUUCAAAGAAGGGAUUUUAGUUGAAGCAUUAAGAAAAGGUCAUUGGAUCGUAUUGGAUGAAUUAAAUUUAGCUCCCACUGAUGUAUUAGAAGCUUUGAAUAGAUUAUUAGAUGACAAUCGAGAAUUAUUCAUUCCAGAAACCCAAGAAAUCAUCCGUCCACAUCCUGAUUUCAUGUUAUUCGCCACCCAAAACCCCCCAGGAUUAUAUGGAGGCAGAAAACAAUUAUCAAGAGCUUUUAGAAAUAGAUUUAUGGAAUUGCAUUUCGAUGAUAUCCCCCAAGAUGAACUUGAAGUUAUUUUGAAACAAAGAUGUCAGAUCGCUCCAAGUUAUGCUAAAAAGAUUGUGGAAGUAUAUCGACAAUUAUCUAUUCAAAGACAAUCGACAAGAUUCAUGGAACAGAAGAAUUCAUUUGCAACAUUGAGAGAUUUGUUUAGAUGGGCGAUGAGAGAUGCGGUUGGAUAUGAACAAUUGGCUGCGAAUGGAUAUAUGAUCUUAGCUGAACGUGUCAGAAAGGAAGAUGAGAAGAAAGUGGUCCAGCAGGUGAUUGAAAAAGUGAUGAAGGUGAAAUUGGAUAUGGAUGAGUAUUAUAGAAGUUUGGAGAUUCCAGAAGUGUUUGAGAGUGAUAGUUCGAUUGUUUGGACGAAGGCAAUGAGAAGACUUGCAGUUUUGGUGUUUACUUCAAUUAAAUAUAAAGAACCUUUGUUAUUGGUAGGUGAAACUGGAUGUGGGAAAACUACUGUAUGUCAAGUUAUUGCAAAUUUCUUGCUGAAAGAAUUGGUGACGGUGAAUGCUCAUCAAAAUACUGAAACUGGAGAUUUAUUAGGUGCUCAAAGACCAGUAAGAAAUAAAUUUGAAACUCAAGGGAAUUUGAUUAAUGAUUUAGUUGGAUUGUUUGAUAAGAUGAAAGUGGAAGUUCCUGUUGAAUUUACGUUGGAUAAUCUUUUGAAUCAAUUUAAACAACUUAAAGUUAUUCCUGAAGAACAUGAUGAAAUUGUGACUAGAAUUGAACAAGGAAGGAAAAACUUAUCCCUGCUUUUUGAAUGGAAUGAUGGUCCUUUGAUUCGUGCCAUGAAACAAGGUGAUUUCUUUUUAUUGGAUGAAAUUUCAUUAGCUGAUGAUUCUGUUUUAGAAAGAUUGAAUUCGGUAUUGGAACCUGAACGUAGUUUAUUAUUAGCCGAAAAAGGAUCAACUGAAGAUGCAUUCAUUACUGCCACCAAUGAUUUCCAAUUCUUGGCUACUAUGAAUCCAGGAGGUGAUUAUGGGAAGAAAGAACUUUCGCCUGCAUUGAGAAAUAGAUUUACUGAAAUUUGGGUACCUCUGAUGGAAGAUUUUAAUGAUGUGAGUCAAAUUGUGGAAGCAAGAAUUAAACAUAAAGAACUUACAUCUGCAAUUGUUGGAUUUUCUGAAUGGUAUGCUAAACAAUUUGGUGGUGGACAUACAAAUAAUGGGGUUAUUUCAUUACGUGAUAUUUUAGCCUGGGUUGAUUUUAUUAAUUCUUGUGGUGAUGAAUUGGAUCCUUUAGCAGCAUUAGUUCAUGGUGCAAGUAUGGUUUUCAUUGAUGCUUUGGGUACUAAUAAUACUGCAUAUUUGGCUGAAAAUGAAUCAAGAUUGAAAACUGUCAAGAAUGAAUGCUUGGCUCAAUUAUAUCAAUUUGCUGAAUCUGAUUUAUCUGAAUAUAUUACAAGUAAUUUCCAAGUUUCAUACACAAGCGAUAAACUUGCAGCUGGAUUAUUUUCAAUUCCAGUCAUUGAAAAUACUGGACAUAAUAAAUCAUUCAAUCUUGAAGCACCAACCACAGCAGCCAACGCCAUGAGAGUUAUCAGAGCUAUGCAAGUCAAGAAACCAAUUUUGUUAGAAGGUAGUCCCGGUGUAGGUAAAACCAGUUUAAUCACUGCAUUGGCAAAUGCAACAGGAAAUCCAUUGGUUCGUAUCAAUUUAUCAGAACAAACUGAUUUAGUAGAUUUAUUCGGAUCAGAUGCACCAGCAGAAGGUGGGAAAGCAGGUGAAUUUGUAUGGAGAGAUGCUCCAUUCUUGAGAGCAAUGCAAAGAGGUGAAUGGGUUUUAUUGGAUGAAAUGAAUUUAGCAUCACAAUCAGUAUUGGAAGGGUUGAAUGCAUGUUUGGAUCAUCGUGGUGAAGCAUAUAUUCCAGAAUUGGAUAAAGCAUUUAAGAGACAUCCUAAAUUUACUGUAUUUGCAGCUCAAAAUCCUCAAUAUCAAGGUGGUGGAAGAAAAGGAUUACCUAAAUCGUUUGUGAAUCGUUUUACAGUUGUUUAUGUUGAUACUUUGAAGUCAGGAGAUCUUAAUAUGAUCUCACAACAUUUGUAUCCUGAAGUAGAUCCAGAGAAUUGUGGGAAAUUGAUUGAAUUUAUGUCGGAGUUGGAAGAUGAAGUUGUUGUGAAGAAAUUAUGGGGUAUGGCUGGAAGUCCAUGGGAAUUUAACUUGCGUGAUUCGUUAAGAUGGUUGAGUCUUUAUACUAGUGGAAAUAUUAGUCAAGAUAUUGCAAUUGAUGAUUUUUUGGAAAUGAUUAUUUGUCAAAGAUUUAGAAAUGGUGAUGAUAAACUUAAGGCUCAGAAAUUAUUUGAAUCUAUAUUUGGUGAAUCUAAUAAAAGGGAUAAUUAUUUCUUUAUGUCUGAUUCAUUUGUUCAAUCUAAUGGUUCUUUGGUGGCUAAACAGGAUGUUAUUCAAUAUAUUAGUGGUGAUUGUCUUUUACCUUUACAAUGUAAUUUUAAACUCAUUGAAACUUCAUUAAGAUGUAUUACCCAUAAUAUUCCAUUAAUUCUUACUGGUCCAACUAAUUCAGGUAAGACCAAUUUAAUUAGAUUUUUGGCUACUACUUUAGGUGUGAAGCUUGAUGAAUUUUCCAUGAAUAGUGAUGUUGAUUCUAUGGAUAUUUUGGGUGGUUAUGAACAAGUUGAUCUUUCCAGAGAAAUUAAUUCUUUGGUUGAUAGAAUUUAUGCGGUGGUUUCUGAUUUAGCAGUGCUUAAUUUAAGAUCUCAAGAGUCUACUGAAACUAGUGUAUUAUCUAAAUCAUUAGAAUUAGUUGAAUAUAUUGAAAAGUCAGCUAUUGAUACUGAAUCAUAUGAUAAAUUCCAUAAAUUAUUCGUUGAGUUUACUCAACUUUAUAUCCUGAAUGAAAUUAAUCCAUUAUUAGAAUCAUCCAAUAAAUUAAUUGAAAAGCUUAGUGAAGAAAGAAGUGCCAGAUUUGAAUGGUUUGAUGGUUUGUUGGUGCAAGCAGUUGAAAAGGGAAAUUGGUUAGUUUUGGAUAAUGCCAAUUUAUGUAGUCCUUCAGUAUUGGAUAGAUUGAAUUCGUUAUUAGAAACCAAUGGAAGCUUGAUUAUCAACGAAUGCAGUUUGGCUGAUGGUCAACCAAGAAUAUUGAAACCACAUCCUAAUUUUAGAUUAUUCUUGACUAUGGAUCCAAGAUAUGGUGAAUUAUCCCGUGCUAUGAGAAACAGAGGAAUUGAAGUAUAUAUGGAAUCAUUGGAUGUCAGGGUUACAAAGUUUGAUUCUCAAGUUCUUGGUAUUACGAAAGAAGGAAAUGUUCCAGCAUCAUCAUUUGAUUUUAGUAGAGAUACUAGUAUGAGACCAUUUGGAUUGAUUAAUGAUAUGUUGAAUUCUGAAGAAAAAGGAGAUGACUGUCAAUCAAUUAGUGCAAUUUUAAGUGUGAUUCCUUUGGCUGAUAUUUCAAUGGUUAAUAAAUGGAAAGAAUUUAUUCAAUCCAGUCCAGAAUUUAAUGAAGCUGAUAAGAAAUGUGGAGAAGUUAUUGCUAAGACAUUGAAUCUGUUUGGAGAAGAUGAUUCAUUAUUUGCUAAAUUUUCUGAAAUGUAUCAAGAAUCAGAAGUUAUUGCUAGUGAGAUUUUGAAGAAGAAUGUUCAAUUUGCCAAAUUCCAAUCAUUGCAUCCAUUGAUUAAUGUUUACUUAAUUUCAUCAAUUCUUGCCAAUCAUAAAUCUAUUGCAAGUGAAGAACCAACAAUGUUAAGUGAAGUUAUGUGGUCAAUUCUUGAAAUGAAUGAUAGUAUCAACAAGUUGGAAUCAGAUGCCAUGAAUAAGAAGAUCCAUGAUUUGACAUAUUUAGAAAAAUCAGCAGCAUUUGCAUUAGGAAGAAAUAUCAAAACUCCACCAAGAUUAGAGAUUUAUGAAUUUUCCAAGAACAUUUAUGGUUAUAUUUUAGCUACUUUCAAUGAAUCUUUUGUUGGUGGAUACAACUUAUUUUCAGAACCAGUUUAUUUACCACUUCAUGAACUUAUCUUACUUUGGAAAGGAUUGAUUGUCACUUCUCAAGCACAAAAUGAAUCAAAAUUAAGAGUCUAUCAAGAAUUAAUUUCCAAAUGGUGUGAAAAGUAUGGAGAAUCAAGUUUGAUUAUUAUCAAGAAUUUGAAUCAAUUGCAAUCUUCAAUUAGUUCAUUUGCUAGUGAACUUGUAUUAAAGUCAGGUAUUUCUAUGAAUGAUCUUUGGGAGUCAAGUAGAGGAGUAUAUCCACAAUCGGAACAAUCUUGGGAAAACUUGAAGGUAUUAUAUGAUUUAAUUAAUGAAUUUGACAAAGUAGCUACCGAACAAUUCCAUGAAUCUAAAGAAGUUGUCGCUGAAUUGGCUAAAUUUAUUGUUGAGUUACAUCAAUCUAUUGUCAAAGAUGAAUAUGAGGAUCAAGAAGAAUUAAUGGCCAUCUUUGGAAAAUUACAACAAGGUAUUGCUGAAUUGAAAAAAGUUUCUCAAACAUUUGUUGAUCAACGUCAGAAUAACUUCCAAGAAGAAUUCACGACAAUUUGUAACUUUAUUGAAUCAUCUCAACAACUUGAAUCAACCAAAAAGAAUGAUAAUUUAUUUGAAUUAUAUUACUUUUCCAAGAAAUCUGCUUUGUCAUUAGUUAAGAAUGCCAACAAUGCAUUUGAACCUUAUCCAUCAAUAUUUGAAAGUUUAUGGGAUAAUAGUGAAGGUGGAAGUUCAGAAUCAAGAGUUCCUGGUUUGUUCAGCUGUAAUUUAAUCACAUCAUUAUUAAAUAAAUCAAUGUCACCUGAAUCUGUUUCUGGAAAAUUGUUGGAUCAAACUAAUGCUGAUAUGAAGGAAAUUUCUCGUGCCAUGGUUGUCCAUUCUUCAUCGAUUUUGAAAGAUCAAAAGCAAGUAUUUAAGAAAUUAUUAUUUGCUUGGUUUAUGAAAGUAUUGGAAGCGCAUAGACCUUCUAUUGGAGAUGAAGUAGUUGAUGAAUUUGUUGAAUUGGUUGAAAUUGACUUUACAAGGGCAAUUGAAAAAUUGUUAUUCGCAUUCCAAGAAAUUGAAGUGGGGAAGAUUUUUGAAACAUUUAUGAUUCCUGCAUUGAUAUUAAUUGAUAAUGAAACAUCUUUGCAAUCAAUUGGUAAAGCAUGGGUAUUGUUUUCUUGUGGUUUAAUUCAGUUAUAUGUUCCAAGUUCUCCAUAUGAUCCAGCUAUUAGAGAAUAUGUUGUUUUCCAAGUCUAUGAUGAUCAAAAGAAAUUUGCUGAACAACUUAUAUCAGCUUGGAAGAAUACCAGAGAAGUCAUAAGUGGUAACGAAAAGAUAUUUAUUGAAUCUACAUUGACCAAUAUUGAUGAUUUGGAAGCUCCUAAUAAACCAAAAGUAUAUCGUGGUGGAUCUUCUAGAAUUGAUGGAUUAUUUGAAGAAUGGAAAUCAUUUAUGGAAUCUUCGAUUGAUAUUGCACCAAUUGAGAAAUUAUUAGAAUCUGCUUUAGAAUUUUCAUCAUUGAGUAAGAGUAGAAUGGGGAUGUUCCAAAACAAUGCAUCACAAUUCAUAAUGAGAUUGAAUCAAAAUUAUAUGGUUUAUUCUGAUUUGAAUGAUAUUUUACAAGGAUAUAUAUUUGGAUUGAAGUUGGGAUUUGAUUUAGUUUCAAUUGGUGGCGAUCAAUUAAUUGGUAAACACAAAUAUAAUGAAAGUUGGUCAAUCAAUCUUGCAGAAAUAACCAAUAUGGAUUCAAUUUUAUCAAUGUUCCCUAAAGCAAAAGACUUUGUUAAAGAUAUUGGAGUUGAUUCACCAGCUGCUGAAUUCACUAUGUUAUAUUUUGUUAAAUUGGCAUUUGCCCAUGGUACAAUCGAUAAAGGAAAUUCACAAGAGAUAUUGGUUCAAGCAUUGCAAUCUUUGUAUUACAGAUGGUCACUUCGUCGUAUUAAAGAAGAAAAGGACAAUAUUCAAAAGGGUAGUUUAUACAAAUAUACCGAUCCAGAUGAAGAUAUUGAAGGUGAUUUCAUGAAAUUGUUCCCUGAUUUUGAAGAUGUUAUGAAUAUUGAUGAAGGCGCAGGAAUCAAGAAGACUAAUCAAAGUUUCGAAUCUAUCUAUGAAAGAAUUGCUUCUUCUUAUGUCAAGGAAUUUGCCGAUGUUAAUGAAAAGGAAAAUGCUGGUGAUAUUCUUAAUGAAGGUGCUGAAUUGAUUACUAUAUUAUCCAAAUAUAGUGGAAAGUUAGACCAUGGUGAAAAUAAUGCGUCAAUUUUAUCAACAUUAGUCAAUACCAUGUCGAAAUGUUUUAAUAAAUUCAACCAACCAAUUAGUGAAUUUAAUUUCUAUCAAGAUAGUAAUCCAGCAGAAAUCAAGAAAGCUAGUAUUACCAUGAGAUCAGUUCAUAGAUUUACAUUGAAAUUAUUAGAACAAUGGCCGGAACAUGCCACAUUAAAGAAUAUUGCAUUUGCAUCCAAUGAAUUCUUGACUUAUCCAAUUGGAUUACCUUUAGGAAGAUAUUUACAAAAAGUGGAACAGAUUUAUACUUUUAUUGCUGAAUGGAAUAAAUAUGCAUCUAAACAAGUUUCAAUGAGUGAACAAUUUGAUUUAUUAACUGGAUUGAUUGUGUCAUGGAGAAAAUUAGAAUUAUCUACUUGGAAAGCAUUGUUUAAAUUUGAAGAAGAAGCUGUUGAACUGAAUAUUGGAAAAUGGUGGUUUUAUUUAUUUGAAGUCAUAAUUAUGCCUGUAUUAUCUGGUGGUGAUGAAGAGGAUGAAGAAUCAGCAACUAAAAUAUUAUCAGCAUUGAAUAUAUUCAUGAGUAAAGUAACAUAUGGGGAAUAUAGAAGUAGAUUGAAUUUAUUAAAGGCUUUUAGAAACCAUGUUAAUCAACUUGAUUCAGCCAAUCCAAUAAUUGAUUCACUUUCCAAUUUUAUUGAUUUCUAUGCUCAAUUUGAAUCUACCAUUGUUACCAAGAUUGAAGAAUCCAAGAAGAAAUUAUCCAAAGAUGUGAAUGAAGUGAUUUUGUUGGCCAGUUGGAAAGAUGUCAAUAUUGAUGCUUUGAAACAAAGUGCUCGUCGUUCUCAUAAUAAUCUUUAUAAGAUAGUAAGAAAGUAUCGUUCCUUAUUAGCUAUGCCAGUUCAACCAAUUAUCGAACUGGGAAUUUCAUCUGAAGUGAAACCAAAUAUCACAUUAUCUCCAUUACCAAGAAUUCAAGGAUCAGUCCAUUUAUCUAAUGAAUUAGAAUUAUGUGAAUCAGUAUCCAGUUGGAAUGAAAGACCAAAGAGAUUGCAAAACAUUUCUUUAAUUGAAAAAAAUAUGAAGAUUUAUGUGGAUAGAAUCACCAAUGAAGAAAUUCCAACAUUAUAUGAAUAUGCCAAAGAAAUCAUUGCUGAAAUGGAUAGACUCAAACAAGAAACUCCAAGCACUCUUAAAGAUGACAAUAAGAAACUUGUGGCGGCAUUAAAAACCCAAAAGAGGAAAUUAUUAAGUGAUACAAUUCGUGAAAUUAGAAGAAGUGGAUUAAAAACCAGUUUGAGAGCAGAUAUUUUAGCGACUCAAGGAUCUGUGAGUCAAAUUCUUGCUAAUUCGGUUAGUUUUCUGGGACAAGCACAAGGCGUUGAUGGAUAUUUCUUUAGGAUUUUGGAUAUUUUACCAAGAUUGAGAGCUUCAGUUGCAAAUGUGGCUGAAGAUGUUCCACAAGUGGAUGUUGAAAAGGGAUUGAGUGCAACUGAGAAUUUGAUUCAUACACUUGUUGUUAAUCGUGUUCCAUUGGCUAUGUUGGAGAAGAAUAUGGAGAAGUUGAAUGAAUUAUAUGGUGCUUUGCAUAAUGUAAGUGGUGGUGAUGGGUUAUUGCCUGUUAGUAUUGUUGAUUCAUCUAAAUGGAACCUUGAACAAAUUAAGAGGGUGAUUUAUUGGUUGCCUAGGUUAUUGGACUAUGCAAUUGAGACUAUUGGAUCAGUUGUUUCAUUUGGAUUUGAAGAUGUGAAUGCUGAGGUUAUUUAUAACUUGAAGUUGAAAUUAUCUGAAUUAAUCAGAUUAUUCCAAGAAUUAGAUGCUAAUAGAAGAGUUUUAACUACUAGAGUCAAGGAUUUCAUUCAUAAAUUUUCACAAUAUUAUAUUGAAUUAUCAACCACUUUAGGAGAUUGGACAAUCAAGAAUCCAAACUAUGCAUUCAUUGUCACUGUUAUAUUAGAUUGGAUCAAAAGAACAACUACAACUAAACCAAUCGGAUUUAUUCAAUCAAACACUUCAUUAACAGAAUUGCAAACUUUGGAAAAUCUUGAACAGGAAUUGCGUAACCUUACCAACACAAUCAUUAUUGCAGUUCAGAAAGUCAUUGAAUCACAAACCGCUACCACAACAAUUGAUGAUGACGGAUGGUUCACUACUUCACAACAACGUCUCAAGACAUAUAUCAAAUCACUCCAUCUCAAUACAAUCAUCACAAAAUUACAACGUGUUCUUUCAACCAUCUCAUCAAUUGAACACAACCAACAAUCAUCAGAAAUUACAUCAGCAUUAGUUUCAUUCACAUAUCCGCUCCUCAACCAUUAUUUCAACCUAGUUGUCCAAAUAUUCCACAAGACUCGUGAGAAUUAUCAUCAAACUUCAAAAGCCACCUUUAUAUUAUCUGGGGCUUUAUACAACUUAGCCACCCAAGGGUUCUGUAGUCCAGAACCACCAAGUGAACAAAAACAAGAUGAUAGAUUACAAGAAGGUACUGGACUCGGAGAAGGAGAAGGAGAAAAUAAUGCAUCUAAUGACGUGGGUGAUGAUGAGGAUUUGAGUGAGGAAGCCCAGCAACCAAAUCAAGAAAAGAAGGAUAAAGAUCAAGGAGAUGAAGAAGAGGAGAAUGAUGAUGCGGUUGAUAUUGAAGGGGAUAUGGCUGGAGAAUUGGAAGAAGCAUCAGAUCAAGAAGGUGAUGAUGAGGGAGAUGAAGAUAAAGAAGAUGAAGAGUUGGAUGAGGAGAUUGAUGAUAUUGAUGAUUUAGAUCCGAAUGCUAUUGAUGAAAAAAUGUGGGAUGAGGAAGUGAAGGAGGAUAAGAAGGAGAAGGAUAGAGAUAAAUUGCCGGAGAAUUCUAAUAAUGAUGAUGAUAUGGAAGCCAAUGAAGAUGAUGAGAAUGAGAAUGGUGAUAACAAUGAUAAGAGUAAAGAGAAUGCUCAAGAUGAUGAGAAUGAGAAGAAUGAGGAAGAUGAAGAAGGUGAUGAACAAGAUGUGGGUGAACAAGAAGAUGAAGUGAAGAAUCAAGAGAAUGAACAAUUAGAAGAACAUGUUCCUGAGACUGAAACAUUGGAUUUACCCGAAAAUAUGGAUCUUGAUGGUGAUGAUGAUGAAGAAGAAGGGAAGGAUGAGGAAGAAGUUGAUGAUGAGAAGUUUGAUGAUAAAUUAGAUGAUAAUAUGGAUGUGGAUGAUCAUCAAGAGGAUACCAAACAAGAAGAGGAAGGUGAAGAAGGGGAAGAAGAUCAUGAUAUGCAAGAAGUUGAAGGCGAAGAAGGUGCAGAAGAAGAAGAAGAAAACGAAGAAGAACAACCAGAAGAAGAAGAAGGUGCAACUGGUGAGAAUGAAAUCAAUGAAGAAGCAAUCGAAUCAGAUGAAGAAUUAAUCGGAGAAGACAACACCAAGGACCAAGAUGAAGAAGAAGGCGGAAAUGAUCAAAAUCAAGAAGAACAACAAACCGCAGAAGAAGGUGCUGAUGGUCUUGACGAUAAUAACGAUGAAGACGUAGAUAUGGAUUCUGCAGUCAAACAAGAAUCAGGUGAGAAGGGAGAAGGUGCUGAUACUCAAAUCAUAGAAGAGAAUGAAGAUGUGGGUGCUGCAGGUACUGCAUCUCUCCAACAACAAGAUCAACCACAACAACCAAAAGAAGAGAAUUCUGUUCAAGAACAAGAUGAUGCUCGUGAAAAGGCGAAUGAAUCGUUGAAACAAUUAGGUGAUGCCAUGAAGGAGUUCCAUCGUCGUAGACAGGAGAUUUUGGAAGCAACCAAGAAGGAAGAAGAUGAGAAGAAGGAUGAUGGUGUGAAUGAACGUCCGGAUGAAUUUGAGCAUGUGGAGGGUGAGAAUGCUGAUUUUGAUACUCAGGCUUUGGGAGCUGCUGAUAAAGACCAAAUCCAAUCUAUUGAUGAAGAUAAAGCCAUUGAUGAUGAACAAGAAAUGGUAGAGGAAGAAGAAAAAGAAGUUGGUGUUAAAGAAGAGGAAGAAGUGAUGGAAGGAGAAGAAGCCAAGGAUGAUGUUGAAGAAGUUCCACAAUCGGAAGAGAAUCCAGAUGGUGAUUUUGAAGGAAAGGCCAAGAAUGCAUUUAUUGGAGAACGUAAGACCAUUAAAGAAGAAGAUGAAAUGAUGCUUAGUCGAGAACUUGAACUUGAUGAAGAAGAACAAGAUGAAGAUAUGAUGGAUAUUGAUGAAAUCAAACCUAAAGAAGAAGAAAUUGCACCAAUUCCAUUGGAUGAAGCUCGUAAAUUAUGGAAACAUAGUGAAUUGGCCACUCAAGAACUUGCAUCGGGAUUAUGUGAACAACUUCGUUUAAUUCUUGAACCUACACUUGCAACCAAACUCAGAGGAGAUUAUAAAACCGGGAAGAGAUUGAAUAUGAAACGUAUUAUUCCAUAUAUUGCAUCUGAAUUCAAGAAGGAUAAGAUUUGGUUACGUCGUACCAAACCAUCCAAAAGACAAUAUCAAAUUAUGAUUGCUGUUGAUGAUUCGAAAUCGAUGAGUGAGAGUAAUGCAACAGAAUUGGCAUUCCAUAGUAUUGCAUUAGUUUCUAAAGCUUUGACACAAUUGGAAAGUGGUGGAUUAUCGAUUGUUAGAUUUGGUGAAGAUGUUAGAGUUGUUCAUCCAUUUGAUAAACCAUUUAAUAAUCAAGAAACUGGUUCUCAAAUAUUCCAAUGGUUUGAUUUCCAACAGACUAGAACUGAUAUGAAGUUGUUAUGUGAUAGAUCGUUGAAGAUCUUUGAUGAUGCUAGACUGAGUAGUAGUGCUGAUUUAUGGCAAUUGCAGAUCAUUUUAAGUGAUGGUGUUUGUGAAGAUCAUGAAAGUAUUUUAAGAAUGGUGAGAAAGGCGAGAGAAGAGAAGAUUAUGAUGGUAUUUGUUGUUAUUGAUGGGAUUAAUAGUAAAGAAUCUAUCUUGGAUAUGAGUCAAGUUAGUUAUAUUCCAGAUCCAAAUACUGGAGCAAUGACAUUGAAAGUUGAUAAAUAUUUGGAUAGUUUCCCAUUUGAAUUUUAUGUUGUUGUUAGAGAUAUUAAUGAAUUACCAGAAAUGUUAUCAUUAAUUUUAAGACAAUACUUUUCAGAAGUUUCUAAUAUUUAG
Molecule: messenger RNA, 14850 nt
Organism: Hemisphaericaspora subhashii
Lineage: Eukaryota; Fungi; Ascomycota; Pichiomycetes; Serinales; Debaryomycetaceae
Gene: MDN1
Product: AAA family ATPase midasin
Exons: 1
Coding region: 1-14850 (4949 amino acids)
Biological process (GO): rRNA processing; ribosomal large subunit assembly
Cellular component (GO): nucleus; preribosome, large subunit precursor
Molecular function (GO): ATP binding; ATP hydrolysis activity
Source: RefSeq, a predicted model, not a curated record